AAUCAGAUAACUUACAAACUUCUUUUUCCAACACCAAAAGCCUUCAAUUCCACCAGAACUUCAACAAGUUCUUAGGAAAAGAUGGCUUACUGGUUAACUGAAAAUGCAACUGAAGCUUAUCUCAAGUCCAUGAAAAUGGGUAAGAUGGGUAAUGAACCAGAUGUGGCAGAGUUCAUUUCGGCAAUUGCAGCCGGAAACAAUGCCAAACUCAUAGUGAUUGUUGGUGAUGCCACCGCCAGGUCCACCACUUUAGGACUUGUGGCUGCAGCUGAGCAAACAGGUGGGCAUGUAAUUAGCAUCUUUAAAGGAACGGAUGAGUUGCAUUUUUCCAAAGAAGCACUAGGGUCAGAUGCGAGCCAAGUUGAAUUUAUUAUUGGGGAUGCACAAAUUAUGUUGCUAAAUAACUAUAGAGAGGCUGACCUGGUGGUUAUUGAUUGUAAUCUUGAGAAUCAUGAACAGAUUCUUGAGGCCAUACAAGGAAAUGGGAGGGCAAAUAGUACAAUUGUGUUGGGAUAUAAUGCAGACUGGAAGGAUUCGUGGCGGUGGAGCAGAUCAAAUAGUCAAUUGUUGCCAAUUGCGGAAGGGCUGCUGUUGAUGAGAAUAGCUGGAAAAUCUGAAAAUGUUGUCAGUGUUGAUGGUAAACAUAGACGUGUUGGCAGCCAUGGAGGAAGUAAGAAAAGUCAUUGGAUUGUUAAAGUAGACAACUGCACAGGUGAAGAGCAUGUUUUUAGAGUCAGAUCACCAGGCAGGCGAGUCGCAAAAGCUUGAACUUAUGUCGUCUGGUUAUUAUAAAUCAUGAAAGGUUGGAUAUACUAGAUUACUAGGGACUAGUUGAUUCUUAAAUGUAUAUAACACCUGAUGGUGUAAAAGUAUUUUUGGUGUAAACUUUUAUUACCGGCCAGAAGGAUUAUGGUCUAUGGUUUUUGAAAAAAAUUAUAAUUAGUUUGCAAGAAAAUAGUUUUCAAGGGCUCAAAAUUAUAAUUAGUUUGCAAGAAAAUAGUCUGUAGUGGAAAAUAGUAAGUGGCAGUUUUAAUAAAUAUACGAGUAGUU
This is a messenger RNA of Erigeron canadensis, 1050 nucleotides long. RefSeq lists its product as uncharacterized. Lineage: Eukaryota; Viridiplantae; Streptophyta; Magnoliopsida; Asterales; Asteraceae. The record is from RefSeq and is a predicted model, not a curated record. The transcript is spliced from 2 exons. The coding region runs from base 82 to 768 and encodes 228 amino acids.